GCCAACAACUACUGAUUCCGUAAUACCUUUCACAUCCAACCACCCGUACAGUCAAAAAUUCUCUUCAUUUCAUUCCAUGUUCCAUAGAUUGUUCAACAUCCCUCUUAGUCCCUCCAAUUUUCAAAAGGAAUUGUCAAUUAUAAGACAGAUUGCAGAAGGAAAUGGUUACCCUGAGCGCGCAAUUGAGAGAAUAUACCGAAGACACAUGAACAGGCAGCUGAAUAAGUCUCUCACAGAUGGAAUUCAACAGAAGACCUAUAGAAGCUUGAGGUUUUUUGGACAGAUAUCAGUAAGCAUCGCAAAACUGUUUAGUGCUCACACAGAGAAUACUCUGAUUACCUUCAAGACGGUUAAUACCCUGGCUAAACAUCUAAUCAACACUAAAGAUAAAAUACCCAUCACACAAAGGUCUGGAGUUUACCAACUUUUUUGCUCCCAACCCCAAUGCAAUGUCACUUACGUAGGUCAAAGUGGGAGGAGAAUAGAAACAAGGGUUGGUGAACAUCUGAAACAUAUAGAGAAAAACAGAGAUAAAGAUAUCGUCAACACCCCAUCACAGUUCGCCAACCACAUCUUAGAGUCAGGCCACACUUUCGAUCCAAGAACUGGUGUCAAAGUUUUGCAUGUUUGUGAGAAGGGUCUUCAAUUGGAUCUUCUGGAGAUCUUGGAAAUCAACAGAGCGUUGAGGUCUCAAGAAUAUAACUGCGUCAAUGAGCAGAUUAACUUUGACUGUUCAACUUUUUUCAAUUCUAUACGAGAGCACCUGAUGAUGGCAAGUUACCUUGCCGAAAUGCAUAGUGCAUAAUUUAAAUAUAUAGUGGAGUAGACCAUUUGUUUGUUUGUAACCAUUAUUAAAAACUCCACCGAUGGACUAUUACCAGAUUUUAAGAAAUGCCAGUCGAGCAUACUUAGUCCGCCAGUUUCGUAAGUUUUCCGUCAGAAGACGAAUAUUGCACCAGAAUAUUUGGUUCAACCACCGAUGCUUGGACAUGAAUCUGACACCAAAGUACGUCACCUUGAAUUGUAAAUCUAGCUCACGCAGCGCCCGUAGAGCUGUCUCAUUGGCGACAAAGUUAUGGAUUCAACAUGAAAUAAGAAGACACUACUCAACCUUGGCUUCCUUAGAACAAAAGCUGAAGUUUCUCUACUUUGAGUUGGCGAAGAGACUGCAUAAUGCUGAAUUUUCAUGUUUAUUUAAGCACAUUGAUGAGCACGUUUCGAGAAAGGGUAGAGUUCACAAGAGGUCCUUAAAUUUGA
Molecule: messenger RNA, 1257 nt
Organism: Coccinella septempunctata (seven-spotted ladybird)
Lineage: Eukaryota; Metazoa; Arthropoda; Insecta; Coleoptera; Coccinellidae
Exons: 2
Coding region: 77-805 (242 amino acids)
Source: RefSeq, a predicted model, not a curated record